This is a messenger RNA of Pelodiscus sinensis (Chinese soft-shelled turtle), 1432 nucleotides long. Lineage: Eukaryota; Metazoa; Chordata; Testudines; Trionychidae. The record is from RefSeq and is a predicted model, not a curated record.
AUGAUUACCGGUGACAAUAAGGGCACAGCAGUUGCCAUCUGUCGUCGUAUUGGUAUCUUUGGAGAAGAUGAGGAUGUUUCUUCAAAAGCCUUUACUGGACGUGAGUUUGAUGAACUUUCCCCAGCUGUCCAGAGAGAUGCUUGCCUACAUGCUCGUUGCUUUGCCCGUGUAGAGCCUUCCCAUAAGUCUAAGAUUGUUGAGUUCCUCCAGUCUUUCGAUGAGAUCACAGCUAUCAUGACUGGUGAUGGUGUAAAUGAUGCCCCUGCACUGAAGAAAGCAGAAAUUGGGAUUGCUAUGGGGUCAGGUACUGCAGUAGCUAAAACGGCUUCUGAAAUGGUUUUAGCUGAUGACAACUUCUCAACCAUCGUAGCUGCUGUGGAAGAAGGGCGUGCAAUCUACAACAACAUGAAACAGUUCAUCCGUUAUCUCAUCUCUUCAAAUGUUGGAGAAGUUGUUUGUAUCUUCUUGACUGCUGCUCUGGGUUUUCCUGAAGCUUUGAUACCUGUCCAGCUGUUAUGGGUAAACCUUGUAACAGAUGGUCUCCCUGCCACUGCUCUGGGCUUCAAUCCUCCUGAUUUAGACAUCAUGGAUAAGCCGCCCCGUAAUCCUAAAGAGCCCCUGAUCAGUGGGUGGCUCUUCUUCCGUUACCUUGCUAUUGGAGGUUAUGUUGGAGCUGCGACAGUGGGUGCUGCUGCUUGGUGGUUCAUUGCUGCUGAUGGUGGCCCAAGAGUUACCUAUUACCAGCUGAGUCACUUCCUGCAGUGCAGUGAUGACAACCCAGAUUUCACAGAUGUAGACUGUGUGGUCUUUGAGUCACCAUAUCCAAUGACAAUGGCACUUUCUGUUCUGGUCACCAUAGAGAUGUGUAAUGCUCUCAACAGUUUAUCAGAAAACCAGUCCUUACUGAGGAUGCCCCCAUGGGAGAAUAUCUGGCUGCUGGGUUCUAUUUGUUUGUCUAUGUCGCUCCAUUUUCUUAUCCUUUAUGUAGAACCACUGCCGCUAAUCUUCCAAAUCACACCUCUGAAUGUGACACAGUGGUUGAUGGUGUUGAAAAUCUCACUACCUGUAAUUCUGCUGGAUGAGACACUUAAAUUUGUGGCCCGGAACUACCUGGAACCUGCAAUGCUGGAGUAAUCACUUCCUAAACAAUUUUGCAGAAAUGUAAGGUUGUUUUGUUGCGUGCAUAUGUUUUUAGUAACACAUCUGUCAAAACCUCUGCAUGUAUCAUGUAGGAACACGAACACCACCACCACCCCCAAACUUGCUUUCCCAAAAACAAAACUCAUUGUGUGCUCUGUGGAGGAAAUGUGUGGUACCAUUAGGGCUUCAAUUAUACAAAUGUACAAUAUAGCUUAACAAAUCAGGAAACAAUUCUCCAGAGAAGUUUGGUUUCUUUGCUGCAUGGAGAAGACUGUUUAUUCUUAAACAUUAG